Scutellospora calospora is the source of this 189-nucleotide messenger RNA. Lineage: Eukaryota; Fungi; Glomeromycota; Glomeromycetes; Diversisporales; Gigasporaceae. The record is from the annotation of a GenBank genome assembly.
GAAACUCAUAAUGAGUUAGUUUCUUUAAAUUCUGAUUUCAAUUAUCUUUUAAAAACAUAUAAAUCUCAAGAUAAUUUUGAGAAUAAUGAUAGUGAUAAUAAUAGUAAAUCUAAAAACAACUUAUCAAAUUUGUCAAAUAUUAGUAAUAAAGAUGAUUUGAUUUUUGAUACUAAUUCAAUACUAUCUUAA